This is a messenger RNA of Tachysurus vachellii, 2441 nucleotides long. RefSeq names its product solute carrier family 18 member 3a (gene slc18a3a). Gene Ontology annotation, cellular component: AP-2 adaptor complex; terminal bouton; membrane. Gene Ontology annotation, biological process: transmembrane transport; chemical synaptic transmission; xenobiotic transport. The record is from RefSeq and is a predicted model, not a curated record. Bases 326 to 1813 code for a protein of 495 amino acids. Gene Ontology annotation, molecular function: xenobiotic transmembrane transporter activity; acetylcholine transmembrane transporter activity. The transcript has a single exon. Lineage: Eukaryota; Metazoa; Chordata; Actinopteri; Siluriformes; Bagridae.
UGUGCGCCCACGGUGUCCAAAAAGACAACUUAUCACAACAUGGGACACGAUCGGGUGUAUUUCUAAACUGAACGCAAGUGUUUGAGCUCUCUUCACCAUUUUAAUUGACGGUUCGAGUUACAAUGAAACUUUUGCCGCCGACGAUAAAACGCGUUCAACUCAGCAGAGGAGAAAAGCGAGUGCUAUGAAGGAGCCCAGCUGGCGAAGGUAAAGACGGAAAAGUUUAUUAGAAAAUCGCGAUUUGGUCGUUUAUUAGAAGCACGAAGGCAUAUUCAUUCUGUGACAACAAACCAAAGUUUGCUUUGAAACGAGAAAAGUGUGAAUAAUGGCUGAAGAGGGAUCUGGUGGCUUGGCGCAGUCUGCCGCGGUUAAACUCUCAGAGAUGGGAGAAAAAACUAAACAACUAAGCACUGCUAUUCAAGAUCCUGAACGACAGCGGAGGAUUAUUUUAGUCAUCGUCUGUGUGGCACUUUUGUUAGAUAAUAUGCUUUACAUGGUGAUCGUACCAAUUGUUCCAGAUUAUUUAGCCAGCCUAGAAAGUGAAUCAACCAACUCCUCCAACAGUACAGAAAACUUCGACUUGCAGAUUGGUGUCCUAUUUGCAUCCAAAGCCAUAUUGCAACUUCUCGUAAAUCCUUUGACUGGCACUUUCAUAGACCGCGUUGGAUACGACAUACCACUUUUUAUUGGACUUUCCAUCAUGUUUGUUUCCACGUGCAUUUUUGCAUUCGCUGAAAACUACGCGACUCUUUUCGUGGCGCGGAGUGUGCAGGGUAUCGGCUCGGCUUUUGCAGACACGUCAGGUAUCGCUAUGAUAGCAGACAAAUACACGGAGGAGGCGGAGAGGAGUCGGGCCCUGGGCAUCGCAUUGGCAUUUAUCUCGUUUGGCAGCCUGGCGGCGCCGCCCUUCGGCGGGGUGCUUUACGAGUUCGCAGGGAAGCGCGUCCCCUUUCUUGCCCUCGCCUUUGUCUGUCUAGUCGAUGGUAUUUUGUGCAUGACUGUCCUUAAACCAUUCUCCAGUAGAACCAGGGAAAACAUGCCAGUUGGCACACCAAUUUACAAACUUAUGAUUGAUCCAUAUAUAGCAGUGGUGGCAGGGGCACUGACCACGUGUAACAUCCCCCUUGCGUUUUUGGAGCCCACCAUCGCGAAUUGGAUGGAGGAGACAAUGGACGCGUCCGAGUGGCAGAUCGGUCUUACCUGGUUACCAGCUUUUUUCCCACAUGUUUUAGGUGUCUACGUUACCGUAAAACUGGCAGCCCGGCACCCACACUUACAGUGGUUUUAUGGCGCUCUUGGCAUGGUUAUAAUAGGUGCAAGCUCCUGUACUGUGCCAGCUUGCAAAAACUUUGAGCAACUUAUAAUCCCCUUGUGCGGCAUAUGCUUUGGCAUUGCGCUGGUAGAUACGGCGCUGUUGCCCACACUUGCGUUUCUGGUUGAUGUGCGCCAUGUCUCUGUGUACGGCAGUGUGUACGCCAUUGCCGACAUCUCCUACUGUGUCGCAUAUGCUCUGGGUCCAGUUGUGGCUGGUAAGAUAGUGCACGACCUCGGUUUUGUGCAGCUCAACUUGGGCAUGGGACUCGCCAACGUGCUUUACGCACCAGCGCUGCUCCUGCUGCGCAACGUAUGCCUCAUGAAGCCGUCUCAUUCCGAGAGAAAUAUGCUGCUGGAGGAAGGAGCAACAGGACUCUACGACACCAUCCGAUUAGAAGAGUGCCAAGCCAAGAAAAAGAAGCAGUGCUACAGCACAACAGACAACGGCGUAUUUGCUGGAAACUCUCAAGAUGAAGCAUAUGAACCCGAAUUUGCAUAAAAAGAACAAUACUAAUAAGUACUGUUCAAUUUCAAGGACACACAUUAAUAUACACAAUUUAACCCCAAAAUAGUCUUUACCUCUGUCUGGAAAACCAGCCUUCGAUGUGUAGUCUAGUCAUAGACUUGUAUAGGAAUUAUCUUACUCUGGUGCAAAAUGUGCAACAUAAAAUAUGACUAUAUGCCGAAUAUGCUGUGUAACUCUAAGUCAUCCUUUUUUCAUGGUUGAUCAAGAAUUAAUUGCAUUUCACCUUCUUUUUAAGAAUCAGACUACUGAUUAUCAGCAUAUUUGUAAUCAUUUGCUUCUACUUAUUUUUCAAAGUAUCAUAGUGUGUUAUUUUCCCUUUGCUCAAAAGCAUCAAUCAGUAUUAUAUCACUGUUUUACAAUGCGUUCAGGGAUAUAAAUAAACGCACACGUUACAAAUGUGCGUCAUUAUUCAAAAGAUUCUUAAGAUAUUGUUGAUUUGCCAGGUCUGUGCUGCUAUAACUAAUAUGAAAUGUCACUUGACAGAUUAAAUGAUGGAUCUAAUGUGUAGCCUAUCCUUCGUCUCCACUGUCUGUAUGUAGUCUUUUAACAUUGUGAGGGUGUAUUUCUGGAAUGCGUCAAUGUAUAUUAUAAAUCACACCAU